Paraphaeosphaeria sporulosa is the source of this 1883-nucleotide messenger RNA. RefSeq lists its product as uncharacterized. The transcript has a single exon. Bases 491 to 1591 code for a protein of 366 amino acids. The record is from RefSeq and is a predicted model, not a curated record. Lineage: Eukaryota; Fungi; Ascomycota; Dothideomycetes; Pleosporales; Didymosphaeriaceae.
GCGAAGGCGACCAACAUGGGCAGCCGUGGCCCUGAAUCGGCCUUCCGUUCUCGGAUAUCGCAUGAAUUUACCUGAGCCAGACACCCUAAGCAAUGCGGUUUCUUUGGCUGGUAGCCUGAUGGCGAUCAGCCCCAGUUUCGCACGAACCCUCGUAGGCGCUGGCAUAGUGGAGUACGUGAUGCCUAGCCGGCUGAUGUUUUGUUUCCGGACUACCAUUCUCGAAACUGCUGGUAAUUAGGGAUCGCCAUAGGACUCCGAUGAUGGGUAGGCUGUGUGGCGGACAACGAGGGAUGAAGUGGAUGGCAGAUGCAUAUAAAGGUCUGGCACAACCGACUCUACACGACUCAUCUCAUCACAGUCUUUCCAACGCUUCACAUUCCUUCAGCUUUGCAUCCUUUCUUCUUCACUAGCCGGGCUAGUUUUUCACUUCCAUUCCAACCACACUCCUUCAAUCAGACUUCAGUCGUUACACGAUUCCAACACCAUCAACAUGUCUUUCCGAUCUGCUCUUUUCGCGGCUUCUGCCUUCAUUGCGGCUACCAACGCCCAUAUCACCAUCUCCAACCCGGUCCCUUACUCUGCCGAUCAAGUCAAGAUCGACAAGGCCGCCAUCACGGCUGAUCAGUUCCCCUGCAAGAGCCAGUAUGGCUUCAAGGUCACUCAGAUGAACUCGAUGAAGGUCGGCGAGUCACAGAAGCUCGAAUUCGACGGCAGUGCUGUUCACGGAGGAGGUUCUUGCCAGCUCUCCUACACCACUGAUACCGAGCCUACCAAGGACUCCGUGUUCAAGGUCAUCAAGUCCAUCGAAGGCGGCUGCCCUGGAGUGGACGGUACUAAGAGCUUCGAAUACACCCUCCCCGAGUCGAUUCCGAACGGCAAGGGAACUUUCGCUUGGUCCUGGUUUGCCAAGAUGAGUGGGGCUCCUGAGUUCUACAUGAACUGCGCUCCGAUCGAUGUUACCGGUGGUGCCAGCGAUGCCUCCGGCCUCGAUGCUCUUCCUGAUAUGUUCAUCGCCAACAUCGCAUCCACCACUUGCACGAGCCCUCUGAACCACGCUGUCAAGUUCCCUAACCCUGGAGAAAACCUCGAGGAUGGCGGCACGAACGAUGUUGAGGACCCUACCGGCGACUGCGGCGCAAAGGGUACUACUCCUGUCACUCCCUCGUCUGGUGCCCCGGUCGAGAGCUCGCCGGCUGAAUCCGCUCCCGCGUCCGCUCCCGUCGAGUCUGCCCCCGCCGCCUCUGCCACUGGUGCUCCAAUUCAAUCCACUCUCGCCACCAUCGCUACUUCAGCCCCGGCUGCCUCUGCCCCUGUCGCUUCGUCUCCCGUCUCUGCCACCAUUCCAUCCAGCACCGCCCCGGCCAACCCUGGAAGCGGCAGCGAGACUGGCGGCUCGACUGGUUCAGGCUCAGCGGGCACCUGCUCAUCCGAGGGCGCCAUCGUCUGCAACGGCGCUAACCAGUUCGGCAUCUGCAACGGCGGCUCCGUCGUCUGGCAGGCCGUUGCCCCUGGCACCACCUGCUCCAACGGCAACAUCCAGAAACGCAGCAUGUACUACGGCCGCCCUGCUCUUCACGCUCGCCGCGUCUAAAAGCUAGACUCGCUUCCUGUUCACGACUACGAGCUACCGCGCUCUUUGACUUGAAGACAUUUUUAGGGGAUGGUUUUGAUGUAUCUACGUUCUGUUUUCACUUCACUUGUUCAAGAUUCAGUUUUGGGGGGGUCUGAGACCUGAGGCUUGGGGAUUGUUUGGUUUCUUUUCGCGUUGUUUCUUUUCGGCAUCGCACUGCAAAGCUAGCCAGCGUUUGGACUCUACUGUAGAGCCGAAGUGUUCGUUCUCAAAGGGCUUGAGAAAAAGUAUAGAGCAAAUCGAGAUAUCUCAU